CACUGGGCCGUGGGGGGAGCCGAGCUAGGGGGAGCCGAGCUAGGAGGAUGCCGGCGUGGAGAGACCAAGUGAACGCGCGGCUGGAGGUAGGAGCCCGCGGGCAAGCGGGCGGGAGAGACACCAUUCCCAGGCGCGGAAUCCAAGUGACCAUUCGAAGUGGAGCCAUUCUGGAGUGAGCUCAGAAAUCAGAUUGACUCUGCAGGCCUGAGAUGCCUUUUUUAAACAAGUACCUCCAAGUGAUUAUAAUGUGGGUGAUUUUUAGAUGAUACAGUGAGAAACCCAGGGUUGGAAUCCCUUCUGCCACAUGUCCACGCCAUUAGAACGUUUGCCAUAAAUCUGGGAAGAUGUGGCUUAGGAUCAAGAAAUGUAACAAGUUGGAGAGGGCUUACGAUUUCCCCCCGCGAAAUCAAUAAAUGUUAUGUGUGUAUAAUAUGUGAGUGUGUGUAUGUGUAUAGAGAGAGAGGAAGAGAGAGAGAAAGAGGAAAGCUGCACUUACACUGAAUGCAUUGAGAUAGACACUAAAAUGUACCAUUGCUGGUCUCAACUCUUCCCAGCUUGAGUUUUGAGGUAGUUGCUUUGCUGACUUUUUUGGAUUUGUAGUGGAAUGACAACUGUAAACGACCACAGAACAUGACCUGUAGGCAGAAUAGUGACCCCGUGAAGCCUCUGAGUGUGCCUUUACUGCACCUGCACAGCGCUUGUCAUAGUCUCCCCAGGCUUAGUUUGUGUAUCACUUUUGUUACCACCCCUUUUAGACUGUGAGUGAGUGUCUCCUGCAGUUGGUAAAGUGGUUUUUUUUUUUUUUUUUGGUUUGGUUUGGUUUUUCAGAAUCAACCAAACCACACAGUAUCAUGGCUACACACUGUAGGCACUCAAUAAAUACUUGAAUUGAAUGCUAAGAGAUUGUUUAAUCAAAAACUUAAAUAGGGCCUAGUUCCUUUACCAUCAUUUUUCUCUUUAUUGAUGUCUUGGUCUCCUUUUCAGAAAGUGCAUGUGCAGUAAUGUUAAUUGGUCCUUAGCCUUUUCAUCUCUGGCCUGGGUCUCCCUGCCCCUGAACCUGACUAGGGUGUCAGGGAGUUCUGCUAAGUUUCCAUCCUCAUGAGUUUGGGAGAGGGUGUUCAUAAUCCUAGAAAUCCUAAAAUGAGACUGAAGCCUGAUGGAUCCCAAAACCUGAGAGGCAACGGGAUUCCUUGGAAGGUGCUUUCUAUUAACCGGAAUGACAGCAGAUCUUGAUUAAAAAGAGAAAAACUGGGGAAAAAAAUCGUCUUUUUUUCUGUUUUGUUGUCUUUUCAUGAAAAUUCAUUCAGGGAUUCCACGAAAGAUUCCAAAGAGAAGCUAUGACUGCGUGGAGGAUGAAUUGGACCAUUAUGACCUGAGUGGCAAGAGGAAGGCCUUCCUGAUGUGUGAAAUGAGGAACAGGCCAGGUGCUGAGCAGGACGUCCUACUGAUGGAGGACUGGCUUGGCCAGUGCCAGUUCGAACAUACAUUGUGCAUCAAUCCCGACAAAAUGGAAUUACUUGAAAAAAUAACCUCAUUCCGUGAUGGGCUAAAUGAAAUUAAAGAUGACAUUGGCUGUUGCCUUGUUACUCUUAUGUCCCACGGAGAAGAAGGCUUUAUUAGAAUGAAAGAUGGUGGAAAAGUCAGCUUGGAAGGCAUUUUUGAAAUGUUUAACAAUAAAAAUUGUCCAGCACUUCAAGAGAAACCAAAAAUCUUUAUAAUCCAGGCCUGCAGAGGAGAGAGAAGAGACAAUGGUGUUGAAACGGAUGAUGAACCCAUGGACUCUGACAACGGAUCAGAGAAGAGGCGGCUGCCUACCUUCAGUGAUUAUUUCAUCAUCUAUCCCACCCAGGCAGAUCAUGUUGCUUUACGUGACCCCCACACCGGCUCUGUGAUGAUCAGAACAAUGACUGAUGUCUUUAAACAGUAUGGAAAUAAGUGGCACAUCGCUGACUUCUUCACCAAGGUGAACAACAGAGUGGUUCACCAGGAAUUUAAUCUACGUCGCGAACCAGUAAAAGUGUCACUUGUAAUGGAAUCAACUUUAACUAAAUUUGUAUACUUUUGACAUCAAAAAGAAUUUAAACAUAAGGCCUGCUUUACAAUAGACUCUGUAAAGAGCCAUGAGCAUUUGUAGCAUUGUACUAAUGGUUACCAUUUGGCAUUAUUCUUGUCACUAGUAUCUCUCCAAUUUGUUUUGUAUAUGUAUAUAUUAUUUUUCUAAGAUUUCACUGCUUCUUUGAUACUUGUAAAUAAUUUGACUUUUUUUUUUAAAUCACUGUUUUCUGAAAAAAGGACUUUUUCCUGAACCGUUAUUCAAACAGGGACGUGCAGGUCCAUUUGUGUACUGUUUUUAUCACGUGUUUCUCUUGCUGAUGACACCCCGUCCUCUCCAUACUCAGUUUGGUGCUGGGGUUAAGCCUCGUUUUCCUGGCUUAGUCAAGAAUUGCCUUUGGUCUUGUCCUCUGUUUCACCUUCUUUCCCCAGAUUGCUGUCUGCUGCUGGUCUGAUCUCCUCUGACUCUGUAAACAAUUCUCAGGUCUUACCUGGAGGCCUCUGUGCCCUGGAUGCCUUCAUGUUGUUACCUUCUGCCCAUUUCUGAGCUGCCUCCUUGCUGCUUCAUACCUUCCAACUGCUGUUUUCUCUUCUGGAACCCCUUGUUCUGCCCCACCUAGGUAAGUCCUUUCUGUCCUUCAGAGUUUGGGUCAAGCAUCACUUGUACAGGGAAGCUUUCCAUAACCCCUCAUGCUAGGGCGGCCCUUUUUGAGUGCCCCGAGACCCUCUGCUCCCCUUCUGUGCACUGGAAGGACUGUAGUGGCUGUUAAAUUUCUCUCUCCAGUUCAGUCCAUGUGUCUCAAUCAUUGCUGUAUCCUAGCUUCCAUCCAUGCCUUUGGGCACAGAGAAGCCAUGCGAUGAAUGUUUGGUGAAUGACUGGUCCCUGCCUUUUCAUCAUCUUCUCCAUCCUCAGACUUGGCCUCAUCACUUCUGCCACCUGCUACUCAUCCACACAUACUCAUGGCCGGUUGAACUCAACAAGCUGAAAAUUAACUUAAGUUUCCCCUAAAUCUCUUCAUAAAACCCAUCCCAUUGUUAAUAAUCCUUUCACUCCCCACUGUCUGCAGGGAAGUCCCCUAGGAGAAUAGUCCUAGUCUUUCUCGGCCAGGCUUAGUCUACACUGCCAGCGUACUGCCUAUUUGUCCUAGGCCUUGGCCACACCAGAUAAUUCGCCCUUCCCUUACUAAUCAUCUCUCGCAGAAUUGGGCUUGUGGAUUAAUGAAUGUGAAUGAACACUCUUGGAUAUGUUACCAUAUCAUAGUUCCCACCCCUUUCUCCUGAAAGGCCCUUCAUUCUCCCUGAAUGCUUUCUCUAUAUCGUGCAUUCUUCAGGGUGUAACCUGGGUCCCAUCCCACUGUAAAGAAAACCUGUAUGUAAACUGGUAUUUUUAGACUAACAGACUGUGGACUGAGUAUGAAUUUUAACUGUAACUGUGUUCUAACUUUUGGUGUAACUCUGGGCUGUGUUUGGACCUCGGUUUCCUCAUUUGUAUAAAAGGAAAUUUGGCUUAGCAACUCUGAGAACUCAUCCCACUGGACUUCAGUGACCUUUGACUUCUUAGGGAACUCGCUCCUGAACAGCUGCAGAUGUGGCUGUUCCUGGACCUGGGGGUUCAAGAUGGCAGUUACAUAAGACUGUUGGGCCUGCAUGAGGAUGCAGGUGUUUGGUGGGAUUGCUCUGAAGAUUGAAAGCUAAACUGACUGAAGCAAUCUGGAUUCUCCAGGCCUGUCUUCAUUUCAGGGAUUAAUUGUGUUCUUUUUAGUUAAUAUGAUUUAUUAAGUAUAAAUACAUGUGAUUUAAUUUUUAAGCUUUUGAGUUCUGAUAUUUGAUCUGCAGCUUUGGUUUUGUCUAGAGCAUUAAAAUGUCUGUGGUUCAGAAAACAUGAACAUCAGGUCAGGCUUCUCUUUUCACUUGGAUCCUAGAGGAUUUCCAGACACAGAGGCUCGUUUCAGGGGGAACAGCAAAAGGUACAACAGCAACAGUUUUCAUUUCCUGGGAGAGGUUACGUGACUUGUUCAGUCACAGCUGGCAUGUGGUGAAGCUGAAAUUCCAAUUCAUGAACUAAUAACACAAGACACAAAGUGCCAAGUGACAGAGAGAAGUUUUAAGACAAAAUGCUUUUGAUGGAUGGAAGGAACCACUUGCCUGGUGGAAUGAGGGCUUCGGGACAAAGGAGGGGAAAGUGAUUUCGGAACCCUGCUCAGGCCACUACAGGUAAGGGUGGUGGAGAGAACUGUAGGACAACUGGGUACCAGACAAAUAGAUGAAGAGGAGCAAGGAGGAAUUCUGGUUAGAAAGACCCAAAAUGAACUUGAUGACUGGAGCCAGCCAGGUGCCCCCACAUUCUCUCAGCUUCAAAUCAGAACAGAGACUCUCCUGGUCAUCCAGUGCCAUGUGAAGUAGAGACCCCCAAAACUAGUCCCUAGCACAAUUUUAUAUUUGGAAAAAAAAAAACUGUUUAAACCCAUUUUUUUUAAAUACAGAUUCCAGAAACCAAAGUUUGCAAAAGAAAGGCCCCAAGAUUUUUAUUUAAAAUGUGCAUGAAUAAAAAAUAGUUGAGAAACUUGUGCAGAGGACCAGGAGGCUGAGAGGUGGGGAGGUGGGCUCCUGGCUGGAGAGCCGCAGCCAUUCUCUGACAAGCGCCUCCGAGGCCAAGGGCUCCUCACCGUGGUUUAGUUAACACUAUAGUAUGUUUUCAUCUUUGGAUGUUUCUCAACUCAUUUCCUUGCCACAAGUUUUCAUCAUACAGAUCAGUUUUCAAGGACAGAGUUGUUUUGUGGGGGAAAAUACUAUUUUGCAGAGAAACAAAACCUAAACAGUACAACUUUCUAGUUCUUAUACUGCAAGUAUUCUUGAGAUUCUAUGGUGCACAGGGGAGGGGGCUGCUGCUGAAAUAGUUUGGAAGUGUCCCAGAGGGCCUUCCAGAGAUGUCCUACAGUGACUGAAAACUGCCCCUAAAAGCCAGCCAUAUAGCUAUUUUGUCUUCCUUUUUUUUUUUUUUAGAGUCAAAAUGUCUACAGAUAUUUCAUCAGUUUCUAAGGACGCUUAAAGCCAUGACCAAGUUUACUCCUUUCUUUGUAUGUCAGCUCUUUACUUAAAUGCAGUGGGGUUUGCUUUGUUUCAAUUUAAAAACCUCUGUUCCACACAAUUUCAAAAAAUA
Messenger RNA from Vicugna pacos (alpaca), 5212 nucleotides. NCBI's taxonomy places the organism in Eukaryota, Metazoa, Chordata, Mammalia, Artiodactyla, Camelidae. The record is from RefSeq and is a predicted model, not a curated record.